CUUACACACUCGCAUCCCUCUCUCUCUCUGCACUGCUAGCCUCUCUUUCUCCAAACUGUCUAAGUGCGUCUCUGCGCUCUAAAAAGACGACAGGGGCUCUUCUCAAACUUUACCAAAAGACUGAGACUUUGACUUUCUUUAUUCUGUCUGUGUGCGGUGCGCCUCUCAUCACCCGGCCGGCGCACUCAUUCAUUCUGUCCUGACAACUUUCCUCCUCGCUCUGACUGAAGGGUGCCAAGAAGAAUCCGGAGCACGUGACACUUUCCGGAGUUCAAUUUAUUUAUUAAUUUUUCCUAUUUAUUUAUUUAUUUGUCUCCGCCAGUCUGCUGGUUUACCUGUCCCUUGGACCCGAACCAAUAUGAAAUUACUGCUCGACUCCUCCUCGUCGCUGCUCUUCUCGCUGCUAUUGGCCCAGCUGCCCGUGUUCGCGUCUGCGUCCCCGGUCCCGCAGCGGCGCGCCGGAGACCUGGACAAACUCACCAAUCAGACCCGAAAUCUGAUGAGGCUGGCGCAAGAACUGCUGAGAGAGCAUGCGUUUGACUCAGAUGUGGAGUCCCACAGGUUCAGGUCUCUGCCGGAAAUGAGCAACAGAUCAGCCAAUGACCUUAACAAUCUUGAGCUGAAGCCCACGCUCUCUAAGCUCCAUGCUGACCUGAAGCUGUACGAGCACCAUUUUGAGUGGCUGAAUAUGGUUUCAAAGAAGCACCACAACCCUGCAGUGCCCAAGCUCAAGGAGAUGAUCAGAGAAAUGAAAUCACUCAUCAGUCUACUGCACCGUCAGAUGCAGAGAGUUGAAGCGCCAAGGCUGACACCAGCAACUCCCUCACUCCCCCCUCAGCUCCCACAUCACUUUGACGUCCUGCAGUCAAGCCACGAGCUUCUCCAACACUUCAAGCUCUUCUGUGAUUGGGCCUAUAGAGCGUUCAUCAGCCUAAAGCCCAAAGCUUCUGCUGCGCAAUGAUGAUCGACAAGAUGAAUGGCUGCAGAGCCAGUGAGGAUACAUGGAGUUCUGUCUCGGUCAAAGAGGCAGCAGGACCAUGUCAGUCUGCACUGUAGUCAAUAGCAUCCCUAAAGAGGCCCAAAUGUCAACAUCUAUGGUAUGUGUGUUGAAGAAUGUGUCUAUCCGUGAGAGCCAACGAGGAUGUGGCACACUGCAGCAAGUUACAACCAUCAAUACCGUUAAAGCAAACUGUCAGUCAUAAAAAUCAUGUCAUGAACCGCCAAGUCUUUCUUCUAACGGCUUUGUUCAUGACCUUGUUAUUUAUGUAUUUAUUUAUUUAUUGACUGUUAGUAAUUUAUUUAAUUUUAUUUAUUUGAAGUUGUAAUGAGUCAUUCUUGCCUUUAUUUCCUAACUAACGUGAAUUUACAGUGAGUUUUACAUGCCAAAAUGUUUGUAAUCUGUCUUUUUCUCUUUUGUUUCACUUAUCCUCCAAAACGAAAUGAUAAACAACAGUAGCACUUCUUCAUCCUGCAGAUCUGAUUAUUGCUUUUUUUUUUUUUCAACUAACAGAAUUUACUUCACAUUUACGUAUUUAUUCAGCCAAUAAUUCUUCCAGGAGAUGUAGCAUCCGGGACAGCCAAGGUUUUCACAAUCUCUCCCUUAGAGUGCCCUUAAAGUAAACAUUGUUCUUACGUUGUCUCUAAACAUGCAAACCAUGCAACAUAAUGACUUAUCAAGCAAAGCCUUAUUAUUUUUUUUGCAUCCAUUUAUGAAUGAAACAAAAAAGAGGUGAAUACAUUCUUUUGUACCACAUAUAAGGUUUCUAUUUUCAAUCUUGAUUCCUUGUGUCCUGCAUGAGGAGGUAUACUUAUGAUUGUGGUAAAGUUGUAUGAAUGUGCCCUGUUGCUGAGCACUGAUGGUCCUGAUUAGAUUCUUUGCACAAACUUGUUAGGAUUAGCCUUUUGGAAGAGUGAGAUGGCUGAUUUUGAACCUGUGCUUUGGGCUAGGAAAGUUUGUUAUUUUUAGUUAAACACCCAAAGCCUUAAAAUACUAUGUAUUGUGACACUAUCUUCUGUACAGGUGUACAUAAAUGUACAAGAAUGUAAAUUGUUGUAUACAGUCCUUUUGUGUAUUAUGCUGUUUUCUACAAUAUAAUGUAGAUUACUUUACUAAUUUUAUCACUAUAAUUUUUAUUCAUUUCUAUUCUAGUAUUUGUAACAGUAUUGACUAUUUAUUUAAGUAACUUGGUGGAACUAUUUAUUUUGUGCUGCAGUGGAGCAAGUCUCCUUUCCUUUUGUACUUUUAUACAGUUUUUAUUCUUAUUCGCUUUUAUUGUAGCAUCAUAUUUAAAUUAUUUCUGUAACAUCAAGAUGCCUCCUCCACACACACUGAUUGGCCUCAAUGUGAAACAUGUGCCUUGGUGAAAUAAAUGCUAAAGAAUGUGCACAAUGGGUUUGAGUAUCUUUCAUCUAUCCCGGGCUGUGAUGGCAUUGAGAUGCAAACACAACAUUGGACAA
Molecule: messenger RNA, 2457 nt
Organism: Cololabis saira (Pacific saury)
Lineage: Eukaryota; Metazoa; Chordata; Actinopteri; Beloniformes; Belonidae
Gene: il11a
Product: interleukin 11a
Exons: 5
Coding region: 359-961 (200 amino acids)
Biological process (GO): positive regulation of cell population proliferation; positive regulation of MAPK cascade
Cellular component (GO): cytoplasm
Molecular function (GO): cytokine activity; growth factor activity
Source: RefSeq, a predicted model, not a curated record